AAGACAGUUUGACGAAAAGCGACGAUUUGACGGAAAAUAUGCGUGGUAUUUUGUCAUCAUUUAACGAACGCUUAAGCAAGCUAGAAGAAAACAUUUUACCUGUGCAUAAAGAAACUGUUGAACUACAACGUCGACAAAGAAAUAUUGAUAAAGUUUUACGAGGGCUAGAUAAUGUUAUCAGCUAUCAUAAUGUUGCUUCGAAAGAAGACCAGGACAUCAGAGAUGGACCUGGUGCUGAUGUCGAUAGUUACAUACAAAGCUUGAUAAAAGUUCAAGAUGCCAUUAAAUUUUUUGAAGACAAUAAUCCCAACAGUCCUGAGUUAUCCCUCCUUACAUCAUUAAUGGAAACAGGACGUGAACAAAUGGAACGUUCAUUUAGACAGUUCCUGGCGCUAAACAGUAGUCCUCUCGAAGCUGAAACAUUGAUUGAUUUAUUGAAUUCUAACGAAGAAACAGAAGAAUCCACGCCUCAAUUUAAACCUAUAAAUGACGAAGCUAUAGAAGAUUUGAGUAAAAUAGCGGCUUGGCUGGUCACAGAAGCCCAAUCUAAAGACUUUAUGAAUGUGUACAGUCAAAUUCGAUCAAGUGUCUUAAUGAAGACCUUACAAGGAUUAGUCGAGGGACACUCGCUAGGAAAGAUAGAAAGUUAUUCUCCUGCCAACAUUAUGAUCAGUCCGAAGUUGAAACAGUUAAGCGGCAUCACUCCUCAAAGAAAAUCAACUAUGAAAAGAAAUCUUGUGCGUCGUGUACCAUCGAAAGCGUUUGAAUAUACAGGAAAUCGGAAAGUCAACUCACCAGCUGCAAUGUUCGAUUUGUCAACAUCCAAAGAGGAUGAAGAUGAGAUAGAAGCUGGUCGAUUCAUCACUCUUUCUGCGGCACUUUUAAAACUUCUCCAGAGUGAACGGACAUUGAUAAAUUUGAUCAUUUGUAAAGAACAUAGAGAUGGUAUUUUUGACGUUCUCAUUCAAAAUUUGAUUGAAACGUUGAUUGUCGAGGGAGAAGUCAUGGAAAACUCGGCAAGAAAAUUAAUUGCGAAAAGAGAAUAUUUCUCUCUGUUGCCUCUUCUUCCCGUGCUCAAGUAUGUUAAAUCUGUGUUGCCUUUGUUCUCUCAAGCAUUACAGGGAGUUCGUACUCCAACUCAAGCAGCAAUCCCAAAUCUUUUUGUUAAUUUGGAGUCCGUGGGAGCUAAAGCUUUGGAUGACUUUACUGAAAAUAUCAAGCAUGAGCCGGACAAGCAAUCAAAUAUGCCUAAAGAUGGCACUGUUCAUGAACUCACAAGCAAUACGUUGAUAUUUCUUGAGCACCUGCUGGGAUAUACGGACACUGUUGGAAAUAUGCUCUUAAACUCAGAAUCUGUAAUGGAUCCACGAAUUGGUGACAGUGUAUCACCUAAAACUCUUGUUGCUCGAUACUUUGGUCGUGUUCUUGGUGCUCUUGGAUUAAAUCUUGAACUGAAGUCGAAAAGUUACGUUACAAUGUUGGGUCAAGUUGCCCUGUCUGGGAUAUUCUUAUUAAACAAUUAUAACUACAUUUUGAAAGGAUUGCAGAGGUUAGUGUCUUUAAUAUUUUAUAACAUACACUUCUCAAUGACUGACUACCGUAAAAUAGUUAGAGAUUAGAGAAUUUGAAUUUUAU
Xenia sp. Carnegie-2017 is the source of this 1635-nucleotide messenger RNA. RefSeq names its product exocyst complex component 7-like. Gene Ontology annotation, molecular function: phosphatidylinositol-4,5-bisphosphate binding. The record is from RefSeq and is a predicted model, not a curated record. The transcript has 19 exons. Gene Ontology annotation, cellular component: exocyst. Gene Ontology annotation, biological process: exocytosis. Lineage: Eukaryota; Metazoa; Cnidaria; Anthozoa; Malacalcyonacea; Xeniidae. Bases 39 to 1619 code for a protein of 526 amino acids.